Messenger RNA from Schistocerca gregaria, 800 nucleotides. RefSeq names its product luc7-like protein 3. Gene Ontology annotation, molecular function: DNA binding. Lineage: Eukaryota; Metazoa; Arthropoda; Insecta; Orthoptera; Acrididae. The coding region runs from base 90 to 725 and encodes 211 amino acids. Gene Ontology annotation, cellular component: nucleosome. The record is from RefSeq and is a predicted model, not a curated record. The transcript has 3 exons. Gene Ontology annotation, biological process: nucleosome assembly.
AACAGCUUUCUGAGCGAGCAACCGAGACCAGGGAGGUCACAGCAGCUGCCGAACCAUCGACAGACUGGACAUCGGCUCACCGCUGAGGCAUGGCUCCUACAUUCCAGGGCGGCAAACCGACCGGCGGCCGGAAGCGCCUGCUGACGGUCAUCUCUGAGGCGCUCAAGCAGCUGGGGGACGGCCGCGGCUCGUCUCCCAAGCAGAUACUCGCCUGGGUGGAGAAGAACCCCACCGUCGCCAAACGGGUGGACGAGCCGCGCCUGCUGCACGCGCUGAAGAGGGCCGUGGAGGCGGGGGUGCUGACGGCCCGCGGCGGCCGCUACAAGCUGGCGGCGCGCAGCGACGACCGCGAGCUGUGCUGCCGCAGGCGCCGCCGCCGCAGCUGCAGGAGGAGGCGCCGCCGCAGCUGCAGGAGGAGACGCCGCCGCAGCUGCCGCAGGCGCCGCCGCCGCAGCUGUCGCCGGCGCCGCCGCCGCAGCUGCCGCAGGCGCCGCCGCCGCUCUUGCAGACGUAGGAGGAGGAGGAGCUGUCGCAGGCGGCGUCGCCGUUCCUGCCGGCGCAGGAGGCGAAGCUGCCGCCGCCGACGACGACGCUCCUGUAGGAGGCGCCGCCGCCGCUGCAGCAGCGAUCCGGAGGCGGCGUCCCUGGCCAGCGUAGACGGCGCUGCUGGCCAGACGUCUGGCGGCUCGGGACAACCUCAGCAGCAUGCGAUGCAGCAGAACUAAUUGUGUCAUUGUCCCCUCCCACUAGUGCUCGCUGUACCAUGAAAAUCUUGAGUCAAUAAAAUUUUAAAUAGUAAA